Molecule: messenger RNA, 684 nt
Organism: Tinamus guttatus (white-throated tinamou)
Lineage: Eukaryota; Metazoa; Chordata; Aves; Tinamiformes; Tinamidae
Source: RefSeq, a predicted model, not a curated record
GCUCUGCGCCAUGUCCAACGACCCUCCGCCACCCUACCCCGGAGGCCCCUCGGCACCUCCCAUAGAGGAGAAGCACGGCCCGCCCCCCACGACAGAUGGCAUCUCCCCAGCCGGGGGGCAGCCCCAGGGGGUUCCUGUCCCCCCACCUGAAUUUGGGCCCCCUCCCUACGAGCCGCCCUCGCAGCCAGGCUUCGUGCCCCCCCACAUGCCCACGGACAGCUCCGGAGCCUUCGUGCCGCCCGCUGGUUAUUACCCACCGCAGGGGCCUUACCCGCCCAUGGGCUACCACCCUGCCCCGGGCCACUACCCAGCUCCUGGUGGCCACACAGCAACUGUGCUCGUCCCGUCGGGGACGACCACCACAGUGACCGUGCUGCAAGGAGAGAUAUUCCAGGGUGCCCCGGUGCAGACGGUGUGUCCCCACUGCCAGCAAGCCAUCACCACCAAGAUCACCUACGAGAUCGGGUUCAUGAGCUUCCUCCUCGGCUUCCUCUGCUGCUUCGUCGGGUGCGAUCUCUGCUGCUGCCUGAUUCCCUGCCUGUUCGAUGACUUCAAGGACGUGACGCACACGUGUCCCAACUGCAAGGCCUAUAUCUACACGUACAAACGCAUGUGCUAACAGCACCCCGGGAGCCCGAGCCAUUGGAAUGACACCAGCCCCUCUCCUGCUGCCAUGCUAGUCUA